Cladocopium goreaui is the source of this 5340-nucleotide messenger RNA. The record is from the annotation of a GenBank genome assembly. NCBI's taxonomy places the organism in Eukaryota, Dinophyceae, Suessiales, Symbiodiniaceae.
AUGGAGGUCAAACACGGAUGUUUUUCUGAAGGUGCAGAUUGGGCUGAACGGGAUGACCUGGACCUUUUUGCUGAGCAUGGAUGGGACUCCAAUGAGGCAGCAGGAGCUUGUGCGGCUGGGUCUCAGCAGGGUUUGGAAGACAGUGGCCAAGGUUCACAACUUGGCCAUGAAUUUUCACCUGCAGAGCUGGCAAGGAAGAGGCGGGCUGCUGACAUGGAGCUGGAAAAGGGCGCAGGCCCUGAUAAGAACCUUUUCUUCAACAUGUUGAAACUGCAGCGCACUGGGGUCCCACAGAUGCCUUGGACUAAAGGUUUGGUUGCAGAUGUUUUCAAGAAAGGGCCUUGCAAGCUGCCCAUGCCAUGGUUGUCAAUGCCGCUUGUGGGGAAACAGGAAAGCUUGCAAGGCCUUGUGCCAUCUUCGGAGCCCCCGGAGAGGAUGGCUACCAGGACACCGUUUCAUCAGAGGCAUUUGCUGUCGGUGAGGUUGGCCCAAACAGAUGACCAACUGCGUGCAAAAGCUUUGCGGAGGCUCAGGGAUUUGAUCCUGGCAGUGCCAUCGCAUACACAGCUGGGUAGGGCGCUUCUGGACACUGCUGGACAGCUGACAGGUGAGGACAUGAUUUCCUGUGUUUUUGCCGAUGCUUUUAGGAGUAGGGCUACUGCAACACUGGUUAAGCGAUCAUUGGACUACUACAAACUGGCUCUUUGGAUGCGUCAAUGCCUGGGUUUGCAACCGAUGCAGCUUACUGAAAGUGUUGUGUACCAGUACUUGAGUUUCUUGAGGGAGACAGGUGCCGCACCAACCUUAGCUGAUGCAACUGUCAAAGCAAUUUGGUUCAUGCAUUCGACUGCCACCAUUGCUGAUUUCAAUCCAAAGGUUUUCACAUCACGCAUCACUGGAGUUUGCAGGGACAUGUACUUGAGGAAAAGGAUUUUGAGGCAGGCGCCACCUUUUCCAGCAGACGUGGUCAGGGCCUUGGAAGUGUAUGCGUUACAGGCAGAGAGUAAGAUUGACUCCAUGUUUACAAAUUUCAUUUUGUUUUGCAUCUUCUCAAGUUGCCGCAUUGGAGAUGCUGCAAAGAUCAGGGAGGUUGAAUUCUCACGAUGCCAUGACAUCUUCCUGGUGGAAGCAGCGACCUCAGAAGCAAAGAACACGAACACCAUGGAGAGGCGUAGGAUGCUGCUGCCUUUCACAGCCAUUGGUUGGGGCCUUCAUCUGAAUCCAUGGUGUAUCAAAUGGGAAAUGCAGUUGAAAGCAUUGCAACCGGAGACAAUCAUGCCGGCUUAUUCAGAAGUUUCAGGGCAAUUUUUGAAGCGGCGCAUCACCACUGCAGAAGCCAAUUUUUGGCUUAGGGAGGUGCUGGUGCGUUCUGGCCUUGCUCCAGCACAAGCUGCAAAGUACAGCACACACAGCUGCAAGGCAACCAUUCCUACAUGGGCUGGUAAGUUUGGUGGUUUCUCCAUGGAUGAACGGCGCAUGUUGACGCACCACAUGGAUGCCAGUGCUGUGAUGCCUUUGUCGUAUUCAAGAAACAAUUUGACAGCUUUGCAUUCCAGAGUUUUCAGGAUGUUGACCGCCAUUCGCAAUUUUGAAUUUGACCCUGAUUCAUCAAAUGCUGCCCGCAUCUAUCAGGACAACAAGCACCUCCUGGACGAGCCGGCACAGCCCCCUCAGCAGCCAGGUGAUUGGGCAGAGUCAGAAUCAGAUGUUUCAGAUGAGGAGAGUUUUUCAGAAGGUUGCAGGUUUGUGGAUGCCCAGCCAGUGCCAGCCGAUUCAGUGACUGGACAGAAACUGCUGCACAAGGAUUCCUUGGUAGUCCAUGUGAAACGUGACAACCAGACCCUUUGGUGUGGCCGCAAGAUGUCUCCAAAUUACCGCAAUUGGCAAGAGGGCGACCCUGACUUCGCUCAGCUGGUGAUUUGCCAGCAGUGUGACAAAGCUCAGAUUGAACGAACUUCGGAGGACAAGCCGAGGACCAUGCCACUUGCAGAGCGCAUGGCGAGAAUAGAGCGCCAAAAAGGCGACUUGGUGGGCGUCACAUGGACGGCAGAGCUGGUGACCAUACAGAUGCAGCUGGGCCCAAAAAGCCCAAGCCUGGGCCAAGUGCACCGGCGUUUGGCGGCCUGCAUUCUGCAAAAACUGGAAGCAGGACCAACCUUUUUAAACCUCAAGCAGCUGCGCUUGGACAGUCUCCAAGCUCAAGGAAGACAGCAUCGGGCCCUUCAACAACUGGUGCCCGAUUUCGAAGCUUUUCUUUGGCGAUCUCCUUCGAUCCCACUGGCCAAAAACGAAAAGCCCCUGCCACCAAAAACAGCGGGGGAGGAACUCGAGGUGGCUGAUGAAGACCCUGCGCAUGAGGGUGCGGUCAAAGUAGGUGUUUGGAUGGAGCCAGAGGAGCCUGCAGCGAUAGCUAGAGAAAGGUUAGAAAUGCUGAAGCUCUACAGAGAUAGAGCGGCCAACUUGCAAGCAGCCGAAGCUGACCUGCACAAAAAGUUGCCAGCGCAUGUUCAGGGGGUUGUUAAGGGGAAACGCCUUUUGCUUUUUGAAGAACGUCUGAGAGCGAACUCCUUUUCUGACUUGCAGGUCAUGCACGACUUUUUGGAAGGUGUUGAUUUGGUAGGAGAAGAGCCGAUGUCGGCACUUUACAAAGAAAAGCUACAGCCAGCCACCAUGACUGUUGAGCAACUGAAUAUGUCAGCACCACUCCACAGAAAGCUUGUGAUAGGCCGACCCCUUGCAGACCAUGAAAAGGAACAUGCAGAUAGGUUAGUGGAGCUAUCCCAAGAGGAGGUGGAGGAAUCAUUCCUCCGUGGCCCUUUCUUUUCUGAAGACGAAGUUUCGGCGGAGCUGGGAACGCAAAACUGGACCCUGACCAAGCGCUUUUUGUUAGUUCAGGGCGAUGACGGGAAAGAACGCAUAAUUGAUGAUUACAGGAGAAGCCAUGUAAAUGCAGCCUUUGCUUCCCGGUCCUACUUGGAGUUGCAGGAUGUGGAUGUUUUGGCAGCCCUUAUAACCCUCUUAAUGCACUUGCUGAAAGGAGGCCACGAUGUUUCCCUCCCGCUUUCAGAUGGUACGGUCUUGAAGGGAAAGCUCUCCCGAGCAGCCAUGUCAGGGGAAGCCAUUCUAGGCAGGUGUUUUGAUUUGUCAAAGGCCUAUAAACAACUUGCAGUAAGCACGGCCAGCCUUCGGUAUUCCGUUUUGGGUGCACGGAACAGCAGUGGCAGGUGGUUCUACUACAUUGGGCAGUCCUUGCCUUUUGGUUCAACAGCAAGUGUUUACAGUUUCAACAAGAUGGCCCGGGCGCUUCAAUUCCUGCUCUGGGAAGACUUUGGGGUGGUAACCACCAACUUUUAUGACGAUUACCUAACACUGGAGUUUGCUGGUGCCGCGGAAAAUACCACGCAGGUGGUGUCAGGCUUCUUUCAAUUGCUUGGCUGGAGGCAUGCUGUAACGGGCAAGAAGGCCAAACCUUUUGCUUCGACCUUUGCGGCUCUGGGGGUGGAAUACGAUCUGGCCAACCUCCAUAGCUCUUUCUUUACAGUGGGCAACAAACCUGAACGCCUCCAGCGCAUUGGGCGCCUGAUUCAGCAAGUUGCCCAGGAGAAAGCAGUAACCAGUUCCACAGCAGCUUCCCUACAUGGGCUUCUGAAUUUUGCGUCUGGCUUUGCGCUGGGCAAAGCACUACAACCAGCGGCUCAAGGCUUUUCUUCUCUGGCAAUGGGUGCCAAUCUCCCUCCGCGAGUGCUAGCAGAUUUGUGGAACCUGAAAUUGGGUGGAGAUAUCAGCUUGCCGUCUGAGCUCUAUACCUCCAUCAUUGACGGAAUUGGGGUGCUGAAGCAGGAGUUCAAGGACAGGUUGAGGAUAGCUUCGAUGGCUGCUAUCAGCAAACCUGAUGGAUCAGUCAGGCCUCUUCAUGAUGGUACACACUCAGUGAAGGUCAACCACGAGAUCAGGUAUCAGGACAAGAUUCUGUGCCCUGGGCCACCUGAGAUUGCAGCUAUGGUUCGUGAAGCUUCGGAGUCAGGUGAAGCAUGCUUCUGCGUCAGUGCAGAUAUCAAGGCGGCUCACAGGUUGGUUAAGAUUCGCCGUUCUGACUGGGGCUACAUGUGUUGCCGUGCGGAUUCUUCAUCAGACGUGGUUUGGGUGAAUCAGGUUGGAACAUUUGGAAUUUCCAGUGCACCAUAUUGGUGGGCGAAGCUUGCUGCAUUGGUUGGAAGGUUCGUCGGGUACUUGUUCCAUAACAGGUGGUUGAUGCAGAUGAUUUACGUUGAUGAUUUGCAUGGGACGUUUGUUGGCCAGGAGAAGUUCAAGGCCCUAUGGAUUUGGGUGCUGGCAUAUGAAUUAGUUGGCACACCAUUUGGGUAUCAUAAGUUCAAGGGUGGAUUUUCUUCGGAGUUUGUCGGCUUCUGCAUGCGUUAUGACAUUGCGGAGGUGGGCAUCUCUUCAAAGAGGGGUGACUGGCUGGUUACUUGGAUCAGCAAACUGGCGGAACAAAAGUUUGUGGUGGCUUCAAGAGAUUUUGUGGAGUUCCUUGGGCGGCUGAGCUUCGUUGCACAGCUCCUCACCUGGCUGAAACCUCAUUUGGCUCCGUUGUUUGCAUGGUCAUCAGUGAUUGCCAGAAGCACAGUGGGCAGACUCCCUGAAACAAUUAUUGUGACGUUGAGGUACAUACUCUUGGAGCUGCAGGCAGAGACAUUCAUGGUUUCCACAAGGCGACCCAUUAAACAUGUGGGGGAUCAAUUUAGGACAGACGCAAAAUGCAGUGACGGGUUGGUCAUUCUUGCUGGCUGGGAGCUCAAGACCCGGAGAUGGUUCUCGUUGCGUGUUUAUCCUGGAGAUGCCCCUUACCUUUUCAAACACAAUGGUGAGUCCCAGUGUGCAUCCACCUCUGCGGAGUUGAUGGCUACGAUGUUGGCUCUGGCUGCGUUUGACUGGUUGCGUGAGAGCAAACACCGGAAGUCUCUUCAAGUGGCCUUCCAUGCUGGCACAGACAAUCGUGCAAAUGAGGCUUUGACUUUGAAAAGGGCAACAACUAAAUGGCCGUUGAUGGCCCUGAACAUGCAGAUGUCGUCCAUGUUGUCCAAAGCUCGUCUUGGCCUGAAUCUCCAAUGGAGGCCGAGGGAAGAGAACACUGAAGCAGAUGAUUUGACGAACGAGCGGUUCGAUGACUUUGACCCGAAGUUGAGAGUUGAAGUCUCCCUACAGAGCAUGGAUCUUUCCAUUUUGCAGGCACUGGUUUUGGUACAUGAGGAGUUUGAAGUUGCAAAGCAAUCAGCGAAGGUCGAGCGCGAGCGUGACCCGGCCUCCAAGAGUAAGAAGUUUGAUAAGUCCCCUUGGUGA